Messenger RNA from Ruditapes philippinarum (Manila clam), 4600 nucleotides. RefSeq lists its product as uncharacterized. NCBI's taxonomy places the organism in Eukaryota, Metazoa, Mollusca, Bivalvia, Venerida, Veneridae. Bases 2080 to 4026 code for a protein of 648 amino acids. The transcript is spliced from 2 exons. The record is from RefSeq and is a predicted model, not a curated record.
UUUAGAACAAUACUUGUAAUAUAACACUUUAAUUUUCUCUGAUGAUAAUCAAUACUUACAUUGUGACUGAAGAUUGUUGCAAAUUGUGUAAUGCACUAACAUUGUGUAAUGUAAUGGACUCAAAUUGUGUAAUUGCACACCUCCUGAGUGAGAUAUAUCAAUGUAUGAAGUUUCAUGUUGCUAUCUCAAAGACUUUUUGUGUUAUUCUCUGGACAAAAAUUAAGUUUGAAAAAUAACAAUGGGCAAUAACUGAAAAAUUAUGCAGGGUAUUAACACAGGUAAAUAUGCACCACGUGUUUGCUGUAUGUUUGGUACCCCAUAUGUUUUCCAUAUGUAGAACAUAUGUGUUCCAAGUGUUUUGAAAAACAUGUGUUUAAGAACAUGUGUUUUUUCAUAUGUAAGAUGAACAUAUGUAAACAGGACCAUAUGAAAAACAUGUGUCAACAAACAUAUGUUAAACUCAUGGUUAUCACAUGUUUUUCAUAUGAAUAAGUUUUCAUAUGUUAAAUAUAUAUGAACUUUCAUGUGUUUUUCAUAUGAAAAAUUAUGAUCAUAUAUUCUGCAAAAUUUACACUUUGAACAGUCUAAAUUAGAUUCUACAUGAUUGUACAUAAAUUCUUAAAAGAUUCUUGGUUAACGAACUGUCCCCUAGAUGUUCACUCAAUAAAAUCUAACUUAUACCUAGUGUUUAAAGAUCCUGUAUGUUGAAACAUUUAAGUGAAAGUAUAUAUAUGUUGUAAUUAUGCUUAUAAAACAAUUUUCAAACAUUGAAGAAUUUGUUAAAUAUGUACUGCAAACAUGUGUACAAUUUAUAUGUAUGCAUUGUUUUCAUAUUGAAAAAUUUGACUUAUAGAAAAAAAACUUUUUAUUACCUCCCUUUAUUUACAUGAAAUGUAAAAUUCGGUAAUAUCUUUUAUUAAUAAUGUUUUUUGGAACUUACAGAAUUGAUAAAUCUUAAUUUGAGCAUCAUAUUUAUGAUAUUAAACCAUAAAAGAUUUGUUUUACAGGAUCUUUAAAAUUGUUUUAUAAGCAUAAUUAAAUACAUAUAUAUAAUUUGACUUAAAUAUUGAGCAUUUGAUCAUUAAGCUCAAGCAGGAUACACUUUAUUUAACAAUUGUAAUGAAAAACAUAAAUGAAACACUGUUUCCUACCAUAUGAAAAACAUAAUAAUGUUAUUCAUAUGAAAAACAUGUGUCUGUACCAUAUGUAAAACAUAAGGGGGUACUUUUCUUGGAGAAAAUAAAAAGUAGAUAAAGAAGUAUGAAUAAAUGAAAAAUGACUUACAAAUCCCUCAGAUAAAGUUAAGUAUAAAUAAAUGACUGAAUGACUUAAAUACCCAUCAGGUUUAGAGACGUAUUAAUAAAUGAAUGAAUGACUUGCAUAUCCAUCAGUUUUAGUUUUAAAUCUAAUAUCUUCCAACAACUGCCCCUGAAAAUAAUCAAAUAUAAGAAAUAAAAUCUUGAUUUAAAGGCUUCUUCCAAACUAUAAUGAAUUAAUUUAAUUUAAAUAUCAAUAAAAUAAAACUAAAACUGUCAGUGAAUGUGAUACUAAAUAUCCCCCUAAAAAGUUUUUAUUCCUAAAACAAGAGUCAAUACAAGCAGGGCCACACUUUUUUCUUAUUACCAAAUGCAAAAACAUUGACAGACAGUUUUAUUAAAAAAUUUCUUUUAAAGGUUAAGGAUAUAUUUGAAUCUAUUCUUCAAAUAGUCAAGUUAACUAGAGAACAAUUUGAACAAAACACAAUAUGAAGUAAUACACAAUGCAUGUUUAAUUUUUGUAAAAAUGUCAUGUGUUUCUAUAAUAUAUUAAACCAAGUUAGUAAAAAACAACUGUUUUAAUCAUUUUGUAAUUUUAAACUGCAGAAUGGAAUGUUUCAUAUUCAUAAAAUUCAUAAUAAAAGGGUAAUACAUAAGUGUCAAGGGACAUUAUUCAAUUAACUUUUAUACCAGGAAGAGGAAGUAAGUUAUUUCCCUUCCAUUCAAAACCAAAAGAGGAAGUAAAUCACUGAAAAUAGCAAAACUGCUCACAGAAAGAAAACAUAUUAUUUUCAUCACAUCAUUUAGAAUCAAACAUUAAAAAAUGUUUCCAGCACCUCACUACAGGGAACAGCUAUCACUGAUGUUAUCCGAAGUUUUAAAUGACCUUGGUGUCAAUGAACGAAUUGUGAUGAAAAGGAGAAAAAUAAUGGAGAUGGAAGAGACUAUGGACACUAUUGCAUGGAUGUCAACUGGUGAAAAUGUGACUUCUUACAUUUUAGGGAGUCAAAUUGAAGGAACAACCACUAUGGGACUUGAGUCAGAUAUAGAUUAUGUAACUUUUGACAAUAAUGUUAAUGUUAUACAAGACUUGUCAGAGUGGGAACUGAACAAGAAAAACUACCUCAUGGUACAGGAUGAGAACACAACCCCUGGAUAUUGUUUCCUACACUUGUUUCGAUCUGAUGAACCUUUGCCUGCCACUGAAAUUCCUAAUAAUCACCAAAGAUCUGAAAGAAGAAAAAUAUUAUGUAAAAACACAAUAAAAAAUUCCUUUAUGCUUUUUGGUAUGAAGCAGCAUGGACCAGCUAUUUCUAAACUAGGACAGCACAAUGCUCGUGAUGUAGAUACUGUGCUUGCUUAUCCCUGUAAAUCUUGGCCUCAACCCGCAUCAGCUUGGUUAGAGAGACAAGGUACAGGAGGAUGGCCAACAAAUGAGAUGAGAAGAUUCGCAUCCAGAAAAAAGUGUUUUGUUGUUCCAGUUGGAAGUAAGAUCAGUGUUUAUCCUGAACUGGAAUGGAGAAUAUCGACAUCCCUGGCAGAGAGAUAUCUUAUGUCCAAUUUCAAUAUAACACAAAUAAGGUGCUAUGUUGUACUGAAAAUGAUUCUUAAAUCAUUCCUAAAUCCUAAGGGGGUAAUAAACAUAUCAAGUUUUAUGAUUAAAACAGUUUUAUUUCAUUGUAUAGAAAAUACAGAACCAAGUAUAUGGGUAGAUAACAAUUUAUUGACAUGUUUGAUAUUCUGCUUACAGGAAUUACAUAGAUGUGUACAGAAUGAACAUUGUUCCCAUUUCAUAAUAUCUGAAAACAACUUGAUGGCAGGACAAUUUCGUUUUGAGACAAAAAAUGAACUUUUAGGAAAUGUAAGUGAAUUUAUUCAGAAUGAUAGACACUUUUUGCUUCGGAUUGAUACUGAUGAUCUAGGAUAUAGACUUAAAAUUAAACUGAACAUGGGACAAGAGAAAGUGUACAGUUCUCUUACUUCGCUUGAAAUUUCUUCUCUUGAACUUACUGCUACAUUAUACGUUAACUUUGCAUUCGCAAUAAGCAGAAAUCUCUAUAAUUUUUUAAUAAGAUUACACAAUACAAACAUUGAAAAUAUGAUGCAAUCUGUAGUCCUAAUGACCUACAUUAAUACUGGUGAGAGGCAUAAUACUAAACACACUGAAGUCAAGUUUCUGGCACCUUUUAUCUACACCACAUAUGGAUCUGCCCUAGCAUCAUCCAGUAUUGGCAAAAAUAAUGAAAUAUCACCUGAAGCAUUUAAUUUGCUAUCAUAUGGUGUAAACUCAGAUGUUUCAUCUGGCAGGCUGAAACUGGCCUCAGUAUUCUGUAGUAUAGGAGAGAUGGAGAAAGCUGAAGAGAUUCUGAGACAAACGGAACAAGAAUAUCACUCUCAUUCUGUUAUACCUAUCUGUAGCUGCGCGUUAGGGAUACCAGAAACAGUAUCUGGAGACAUUGCAAGGGUAUGUAAUGAACACAAUGAAGACUGUAUCAAACAUUUUGUAGCAUUUUGCGUCCAUUUCAUACGGCUGGAGAUCAACUGCGUUCCUCGUGAACUACAAUAUGAACUGUUCAGAUCUACACAAGAUGACAUGAUACACAGAGGCCCUAAUGACCUAUGGAUGGAAUGGGCUGUAGUUGAUUCCCUACCUUUUCUGUACUUCCUACAAUACAAGAUAUAUAGUCAUCUACAAAGACAACAAGAAAAACAACAAGCACUCAAUCAAUCUUAUAAGAACCACAUUUACAGACAAAAACCUUACACAUAGAGAAACAACUCUUAAUAUUUUGGGGCAAUGUAUGGAACAAGAGAAUAGACCAAAUGAUGCUUUACAUUACUACAUAUAUUCUCUGAAAGAAAGACCAAGAAACAACACUGCAAAAAUUCAUCUAUGCCGGCUUCUCUGCAAGUGUUACAUGGUUUUAAAAUUCUACUUUUUAAUUCAGAAAGUAAAUAUGAAAAGAAAGUAGAACAACACGUCAAAACCCGGGCAUAUGUUUUGGACACUUUAUUCAGUCAAAGAAUAACCAUAAUCAAGAUAAUACAAUUUCAGUAUAACACAAAAAGUGGAGCCUUAAUAUCAUAUGCCUUAGUCAAAAUGUUACUAUUUUUUUAGAACGAAAUGAUGGUCAUUUGCCAAAGAAUAUUGGAUCUUUACCAAAAUAUAUGUAUUACCUCAGGGUCACUGUUUGAGAUUUGAAUAAAAGUUGUAAAGUUACUUUCUGUCAAUAUUUCUAAAACAGUUUAAAAACUUAUUUUCUUCUGGUUGUACAGAUUGCAUGCUGUAAUCAUUAUGAUUAUUUUGCCUUUGGUUUAUAUGUUGAAGUUAAGAGCCCCUUAAA